Salmo salar (Atlantic salmon) is the source of this 1731-nucleotide messenger RNA. RefSeq names its product chromatin target of PRMT1 protein. The record is from RefSeq and is a predicted model, not a curated record. Lineage: Eukaryota; Metazoa; Chordata; Actinopteri; Salmoniformes; Salmonidae.
UAGCAUAAUACAUCCGUACCUUCUGCACGUGCUACUUUACACACACGUUUGUACAUAGCUCCGGUUGCUCCAUUGCUGCUUAGCCCUCUGUUCCUCAAUUCCAAUGUUAUGCAGCAAAAUAUAUGUGUGCAUCUUCGGUGCGGACAGUCAAGAGGGGGAGGCUAACCAAAUCUUUGCUAGCAUCUUCCAGUGCUGUUCUAAAAAUGCAAUAUCGUUCUCCCUAUUGAGUCUCUCCACAGGAAUGUAUCAGCAAACAGACGCAAUGACUUCACCAACAGAGAAAAUCGUGCUGAAAAGCACCUCAACAGUUUCCCUCAACGAUCGCUUCACGACCUUGCUGAACAACAAGCAGCUGGAGCCAGUGGCUGUACGAGUCAACAUGCAGCAGCAGCAAGUGGCCAGUGUCCGCAACAGGAGACUGGCUCUGCAGAUGGAGAACAGGACCUCUGUGCAGGCUGCCCUGCAGCCCAAGAGCCUGAAGCAGCGCCUGGGGAAGGGCGACGUCCUGGCAAGGCUAGGUCGGCCCAUGGGGACCCUGAUGCGGGGGGCCACCAGAAGCCAAGGGUUUGCUCUAAGGGAACUGCGAGGGAUGAAUCGAGGUUUCAGAGUGUGUGGAAACGACAGAAGGGGCUUUUUCAGAGGUGUGAAUCAGAUGCGUGCCCGGGGAGGGGUGACUAAGCUUAGGUUUCGUCAGGGCUUGAGGCUGCAAGGUGGCCAGCUGAACAAUGCUGGAGUGCUGGUUAGCUGCGGAGCCAGGAAUGGACUGGGCCUGAGAGGAAGAGGCAGAGGAGCGGGUCUGGGCCUGCGGGGCCGGGGAGGGUUCCGGGGCCGAGGCAUGGGCAAACCUAAAAAAAUCCCCACCAAAGAGGAGCUGGACAACCAACUAGACAACUACAUGUCAAUGACCAAGAGUCACCUAGACGCAGAGCUGGAUUCCUACAUGGCCAUGGCAGGCUCCGACUACAUGGAUUAGAACCCAGCUGGAAGACGGGUAGGCAGCAUCAAGAAAUGCACUGAGGCUGUCCAGGGGUAAUUCAUUAGUAGAACUGCCCCUCACUGGAAACAGAUGGAUGUGACAACCAGGGUCUCUGGCUUACUCAGAACUAUUGUUAGAAGCACUAUUUGUGAACAAAUAUGUGGUGGUACACACAAGCCCAGAAGCAUGUGUUAUGUGGCUGAAUUGGAGCUCUCUAGAGUCAUACUUUAACUGUUUCACACACUUGAGCUGUUGUUCUUUUCAUCAUUUAUUCAUUUGUAAGCUUAGCUCAGUGCUGAGCAGGGUGGUCUAAAACCUUGCCUAAGAAGUAUGAAGGUCUGUAGGACUUGUCUAAGAAAAUAAUUACUUGUUCAGUAAAAUCACAAGCAAGCUAACCAAUUAUCUUUGCUCAGGUACAUUAUGGGUUUGUCCAAGACACUUCACACUAUAGAUUUCAUGUGUUUGCUACAAUGUUAUGUUACUUUCCCCCAAAAAAUGUUUGGUCAUUUAUUUGUGAAAGACAACGGUAUGUACCUCAGCUAGCCAGGUUUGGCUGCAUUGUAGAUUUAUAUAGAAAUGUUGAAGAUUUAUUUUAGCAGAGAAAUAUUGCUGCCAUAUGAAUUAAGAGGACUAGUUAUCCAACCGGUUCCUGUCAGAGAAUGUUUUUUGAGAAUGAAAGAAUGGUCCAAAUGUUACAAAUAUUCUUAAGUGUUUUGAUAUGUUCAACAUUGUUUUAAUAAAAAUAUUUGAAGGUG